Messenger RNA from Erigeron canadensis, 1480 nucleotides. RefSeq names its product protein PHLOEM UNLOADING MODULATOR. The coding region runs from base 33 to 1319 and encodes 428 amino acids. The record is from RefSeq and is a predicted model, not a curated record. The transcript is spliced from 4 exons. Gene Ontology annotation, biological process: ceramide biosynthetic process. Gene Ontology annotation, molecular function: sphingomyelin synthase activity; ceramide cholinephosphotransferase activity. Lineage: Eukaryota; Viridiplantae; Streptophyta; Magnoliopsida; Asterales; Asteraceae. Gene Ontology annotation, cellular component: endoplasmic reticulum membrane; Golgi membrane.
GCCCCAGGGAGUAUAUGUAUAUUUAAAAUUGAAUGUCGGCGGCGAAGGCGAAACGUGGCGGUGGUGGUUUGGGGGUGGCGGCGGUGGCAUACAUAGCGGUUGACUAUCUGCGGCACCUGUCGCCGUCGUGGCACGAGAUACUACAGCCAUUGCUGUGGAUGAUAUUGGCAGUAAUCGCAAUAACACGUGUUCAUCUGUACAAACACUGGUCAGCUGAGUUUGGAUCAGCUCUAGUAUUCGUGGCGGCUUUAGUGUUGAUGCUGUGCACCUUGCUUUAUGAAAUGAUAUCUGUUCGUUCCGUCACCGCCGUACUCGGUCUAGACUGGCACAGGAGCACUCCACCUCUUCCUGACACUGGACAGUGGAUACUAUUGGGGUUGAACGAGAAACUUCCUCAAGUGAUUGUAGAUGUAUUGAGGGCUCGAAUUGUUGGAUUGCAUCAUUACCUGAUGUUGUUUGUGAUGCUUGCUUUCUCUGUGUUAUUUGGCUCCAUAGAAGCUCCUGGUCUUGGUUUAGGUGCACGAUACAUGUUCACUAUGGCCAUAGGACGGUUUUUGCGAGCCUUAAGUUUUGCAUCUACAAUACUGCCAUCACCUCGACCCUGGUGUGCUGCAAGUCGGUUUGAUGUCCCUCUACAUCCGCAUCGUUGGGCACAGAAAUUUUAUGUCCCUUAUGCUUCUGAUUCUUAUGCUAUAAAGACUGUCAUCCAUCAAGAUAUGGUGUAUGACCAUGGUGUUGUGCAGGAUAAUGAAUAUAGACCAAACUGGGGCUUCAUGAGUUUCCUUGCGGAUUUCCUCCGACCUGUUCCUUCUGGAGAGUCUGCAUGGAUCAAUCUGCUUAAGAAAGCUGGAGGUGGCUGCAAUGAUCUUCUAUAUAGUGGUCACAUGCUUGUUGCAGUCCUUACAGCUAUGGCAUGGACGGAAGCAUAUGGAGGCUUGAGCUCGGGUUUUAUUUGGAUGCUUGUACUCCAUAGUGCCCAGAGAGAAGUAAGAGAAAGGCAUCAUUAUACAGUAGACUGUGUUGUAGCAAUCUAUGUUGGCUUCCUUUUGUGGAAGAUGACAGGGUUCUUGUGGCCACUGAAGAACACCUCACGACAAGCAAGACUAGACAAGCUAGAAAGGAUUGAGGGCAAGCUUUACCAAGCGGCAAAAGAUUCGAAUCUGGAUCAAGUGCGAGACCUACUAGAGCAAGUGGACUCUAGCAGUCCGGGCCACAUCCAAGUUGGCAAGGAGAAAGCUAUGCAGUUUUUUGCUGGCGGCACCAUUAUUUUCGCCCUUACAGUUGUUUUUCUUGCAUUUAUCUUAACUAGUGAUGGAUAAUUGUUGUAUUUCUAUACUACUUUAGGCUACAGAUUUCCCACUUUGUAAACAAUGGUACCCAAUUCUGGUAUAGACCGGGUACGGCAUUUCCAACUUUGUAAACCUCUUAACUAAAACCAUGCACAUGGACACCGAUACGUAAUUUGUGUACUUUAAAUCCA